Messenger RNA from Daldinia childiae, 1656 nucleotides. RefSeq lists its product as uncharacterized. Bases 1 to 1656 code for a protein of 551 amino acids. NCBI's taxonomy places the organism in Eukaryota, Fungi, Ascomycota, Sordariomycetes, Xylariales, Hypoxylaceae. Gene Ontology annotation, molecular function: triacylglycerol lipase activity. The transcript has a single exon. The record is from RefSeq and is a predicted model, not a curated record.
AUGUCGUCUUUCGGUGACGACGAUAGAUGGAAUGAUAUUAGAGAGCAGAAAAACAGCAGGCUCAAAGCUAUUACGGAUAGCUUGGAUGUACCCACGUUCAAACUACCUCAGUUUCCAAGUAUCAUUCCAGCUCCGCUCAAGAGAAAUUCAACACUGGGGUUCAAUCAGUCAGACUCGUCUUUAUCAGGUACCCCACGUACCUCUACAUUCUUCGAUAUUGGCCCAUCAAACAACAGCGAUACAAAUCUGUCGGAUCUGGAUCGUGCUUUGGAGUUAUUAACCGGCGACAUUGUCAUCAUGGGCGGAUACCGUGGGUCUAUCUUAAGGUCUACCAAAACUAACCGCCAGGUCUGGGUACCCGUAAAGGUUGGGCUUAACAUUCGAAAAGUUAAUUUGGAAGUUGGUCUGGAUCCCGAGGACGAGGAAAGAAUGGAAGACACGAUAUACGCCUCCGGUAUGCUUAAAAACAUAGGACCGGUUGAUAUCUCGAAGCGUUUAUUCAAGAGAUUGAGAGAAUGCGAAAAUGCUAGGUCGGGAAAACUGAGGGUGUGGGAUUAUGGCUGGGAUUGGCGUUUAAGUCCCCAUCUACUCUCGCGCAAAUUGAUCGCCUUUCUCGAACAGCUGCCCUCAAAUCAGGGCUCUGGCCUCUCCGAAGGCAAAGGGGCACUGGUCAUUGCACACAGCCUUGGAGGGCUUAUUACUCGCCACGCCGUAAAUCAACGACCUGAUCUAUUCUCAGGAGUAAUUUACGCAGGGACCCCGCAACGAUGUAUAAACAUAUUAGGACCGAUCCGCAAUGGCGACGCUGUGCUCUUUAACGAGAAGGUCUUGACGGCGCAAGUUAACUUUUCGUUAAGGACGAGUUUUGUUUUCCUACCGGAAGACGGCUUCUGCUUCAUAAAUAAGUAUACCGGCGAACAGUAUCCUGUUGAUUUCUACGACCCCCAGCAAUGGAUAAAAUACAGCCUGAGUCCGUGUAUAGAGCCGUCUUUACCCUCCUAUAAGUCUCGUUCCGGCGCGCUCAGCUCCCUGAGAGAGCUCUCUGAGAGAUUACCGACCCCAUUAAGGAGCCGGGGAAAUAGUGCGGCUAGCGAAUCCCGGUCGCCAACGCGCAAUCUAGUGGCCGAUGCGGUACGGAAAGUCGAGGUAUCUAACGACAGGACCCUAGCACCACAAAUGGGAACGCUGCAUGGAGAUUCGAGCACAGCUUAUCAACAACAGCAGAAAAACAUUGACCACGACGCCGGAACACGCAGCCGCAACCUCGCGUACCUAACCCGGACGCUUGCCGAGAUCAAGCGAUUCCGGGUUGAGACCCAGCACCGGCCGGAGCACACGCAAGCCAACGCGUACCCACCGUUGGCAGUUAUCUACGGCAAGGAAGUACCAACUGUGUGGGCGGCGAGCGUUACGUCACGUGAAGCAAUUGCGUGCGCGGAUGCGUACGACGACUUAGUUUUCCGCAGCGGUGACGGCGUCGUGCUUGCCCGCGAGGCCAUGCUCCCUGAGGGGUAUGAGCUCGUACGUGGCGGCCAAGUUAGUACUGACAGAGGGCAUAUUACCAUGUUGGGCGAUAUGGAUGCCGUCGGAAAGGCUUUGCUAGCAGUGAUAAGGGGCCGCCGGAAGGGCAUCGGGCUCGAGGGGCCUAGAACUUAA